UUUAUAUAAAUAUUUUUAAAUACUUACAAAUUCCCGCCGGAUAAUAAUCCAGCGUAGGUGGCAUUAGUACGUUCAAAUGGAUAGAUUGGCGCGAGAAACAUGUGUGGUCGAGCAGCUUGUUCUUUAAAUCCAGAUACUUUAUGUCGUGCUUGUGAUUAUAAAGAUGCAACUGGCAAACGACGCACAACAUCAUGGACCAAAACUGACAUCGAAUAUGUUCCAUCUACUAAUAUCGGACCUAAAGAUGCUCUUCCUUGCAUUAUUUCCGGCUUGCACUUUGGUAAAGAGAACGAACAAGUUCUUUGUGCUAUGAUGUGGAGUAUGAUUCCCCCUUGGCACGAGGGCGAUUACAGAAAACAUAAUUUGUCAACGCAUAACGCGCGUCUAGAAAAUAUUAAAAAUUCCAAAUUAUACGGAACACCACUUCGCAAAGGUCAAAGAUGCAUUGUGCUUUGUGAAGGUUAUUACGAGUGGAAAGCUGGAAAAACAAAAAAAGAUUCUAAGCAACCGUAUUAUAUUUAUGCUACUCAGGAGAAAGGAGUAAGAGCAGAUGAUUCUUCGACAUGGAAAGAUGAAUGGUCUGAAGAAACUGGUUGGAAAGGAUUUAAACUUUUAAAGAUGGCAGGAAUUUUUAAUACGUUCAAAACUGAAGAAGGGAAAAUAAUAUAUAGUUGUACAAUAAUUACAACUGAAUCAAAUAGUAUUCUGUCUUGGUUACAUAAUCGUGUACCUAUUUUUUUAAACAAAGAACAAGAUUCACAGAUUUGGUUGAAUGAAAAACUGACAAUAGAUGAAGUUGUUGAUAAAUUAAAUAAAUUAACAUUAUCAGAUGGUGAUUUAAAUUGGCAUACAGUCUCAACUCUUGUAAACAAUGUAUUAUAUAAAAAUGAAGAUUGCAGAAAAGAAAAAAAAUCCAUUGAAGAAAAAAAAAAGCAACUCUAGUAGUUUUAUGGCUUCUUGGUUGAAGAAAGGGUCUGCAGAGUCAGCUAAGAGAAAAAGUACAGAAACUG
Apis florea (little honeybee) is the source of this 1010-nucleotide messenger RNA. Its product is annotated as abasic site processing protein HMCES. Gene Ontology annotation, molecular function: single-stranded DNA binding. Gene Ontology annotation, biological process: protein-DNA covalent cross-linking repair. The record is from RefSeq and is a predicted model, not a curated record. Lineage: Eukaryota; Metazoa; Arthropoda; Insecta; Hymenoptera; Apidae.